Molecule: messenger RNA, 717 nt
Organism: Seminavis robusta
Lineage: Eukaryota; Bacillariophyta; Bacillariophyceae; Naviculales; Naviculaceae
Source: the annotation of a GenBank genome assembly
AUGAGCAACGUCCGCCAAGAACAGCCUCGGGAUGCCAAUGUUGGAAUUCACGAUGGAGCUUUUGCAGAUGACUCAGAGAAAAGCGUGAGAGGAGAAGUGACCGUAAUCGUAGUCGAUGACAACAGCGACGAGGAAGAUGAAAAACAAGAUGAAAAACAAAAAACGAUCCCUCUGCUUGUCGAUGGUGGCAAUGACAAAAAAGCGAGCAAAACAUCUGCUGAUGCCAGAGAGUUGCAUUGGGGCUUGAAUGUCAAGGAUGCCGUGAAGCGGCUUCCAGACUUGGACCCGCUGAGCGAUUUCAUGUACGCCCAUCUUGGCAUUGCUUCCAAGGGAGAUGUUGAAUGGGCCAUUGACAGGGCCUACAAAAUGCAGCAUGUGCGCAGAAAGUACAAGAUCCGUGGAACAUAUGAAGAAGGCACCAAGGCAAUUCGUAAAAUGAUGGAAAGGCUACCCAGACAAGCCCUUUCCUUCACUUUCAAUCCCCACAGUGGCAAGGUUGUCAUGGUCAUGGAUACUGCCGAGUCUCUCACAGGGAUCUUUAAGGACCAAAAGAGUGAGGAGACUGUGAUACGGGGUUGCUUCUAUGCUUGCUAUGCAAUGUUUCCUUCCUUCGAAUGUGUUCGAGUGGGAAACACUAUAAUUGGGGACGAGGCCUUCUCCAUGCCAAGCUUUUUGCCAAACUCACUGAGAAUACACAUGAGGCAUUUCCUAGCGUAA